This is a messenger RNA of Carassius auratus (goldfish), 2667 nucleotides long. RefSeq names its product protocadherin alpha-2-like. The record is from RefSeq and is a predicted model, not a curated record. The coding region runs from base 219 to 2612 and encodes 797 amino acids. NCBI's taxonomy places the organism in Eukaryota, Metazoa, Chordata, Actinopteri, Cypriniformes, Cyprinidae. Gene Ontology annotation, biological process: homophilic cell-cell adhesion. Gene Ontology annotation, cellular component: plasma membrane. Gene Ontology annotation, molecular function: calcium ion binding. The transcript has a single exon.
CUUUUACAACACGUGGUGGCACUACAGACCGUGACUUUGAGAGUUAUCUGAGCUCCUCCUUUACAGCAUGAGAACAAGAGGAAAUGUUGAAGGCGUGUAAAUAACCAAGGCUCACAGUAGCUACUGCGUCGUGAUGUCGGAUUGUGUCUAGAGAGGUCUGUUUAGUUGUUUUAAUAGCUUUUACGGUAAAUAAUCGCAGGAUAUUAUUGUGCACAAUCAUGGAUCUAACAGAAUCUUACGGCUUCUGGAUCGUUUUAUUUCUAUCUUUAUGGAAAUCUUCGCUUGGUCAAAUUGUCUAUUCCGUCUCCGAGGAGGUAAAUAAGGGAACUGUGAUCGGGAAUAUAGCAAAAGACCUGAAGAUCAGUGCUCAGGAACUAGAAUCACGCAUGUUUCAGAUUAUGCCUGGAUCAAAUGCAAAGUAUUUUGAUGUAAAUGUGAAAACGGGCUCGCUGUUUGUCAAAGACCGGAUUGAUCGUGAGGAGCUGUGUGGCAGCAAUCAGAAAUGUGCGUUGAAUUUAGAGGCUCUUGCUCAAAAUCCGCACAGACUUUACCGGAUUGAAAUUAUAAUUUUGGAUGUCAAUGACAAUGCUCCCUUUUUUCCAGAAAGCAUGUAUGUUGUUAAUGUUACAGAGAUAGCUAAUGAAGGAGACAGAUUUCCUCUUCCGAUUGCAAAAGAUUCAGAUGUUGGCAGUAAUUCUCUGAAAGACUACAAACUCAGUUCAAAUCAAUAUUUUACUUUAGAUAUUCAUAGUGGUCAAAAGAGUAUGUUGGCUGAAUUAGUGCUACAGAAAUCUUUAGACAGAGAAAAACAAGCUGUUAUUCACAUAAUACUCACCGCUAUUGACGGAGGAAAACCUCCUAAAUCUGGAACAGUGAGUAUUGCUGUUAAUAUCAUGGAUGUAAACGAUAAUAAACCUAUUUUCAGCAAACCUUUGUAUAAAGUCAAAGUGAAAGAAAACACAAUGAUUGGAGCCAAAAUAAUCUCUGUUUCUGCCAGUGAUUUGGAUGAGGGCAUAAAUAGUGAAAUUCAAUAUUCAUUUCUUGGCCAUGAAAAUACAGAUGAAACAAACCGGUUUACAAUUAAUUCAGAAUCGGGGGAAAUCGCUGUUCAAGGACAAAUUGACUAUGAAGAAGACUCUGCAAUUGAGCUGCGCGUUCAGGCGAGAGAUAAAGGCGUUCCUCCUAAAAGUACACACUGUAAAGUUUUAAUAGAAGUUGUAGAUGAGAAUGACAACGUGCCAGAGAUAGUGACGACUCCUCUGUUGGAAAGUGUGAAAGAAGAUGCAAAAUCAGGAACUGCAGUUGCUUUAGUCACGGUGUCUGAUAAAGAUGGAGGUAAAAAUGGCAUUGUACACUGUGCUCUGAAGGGCUCUUUUCCUUUCAAACUAGAGACGUCAUAUAACAAUCACUAUUCUCUAGUGGUAGAUGGACCUCUGGACAGAGAGAGUGUUUCUCUGUAUAACAUCACAAUUACAGCUGCAGAUGAAGGAACUCCGUCUCUUUCCAGCAGCUCUGUUAUAACUGUUCAUAUCUCUGAUGUUAAUGACAAUGCUCCACAUUUCCCCGCGCCCGUUAUUAACACUUUUCUAAGUGAGAAUGGUCAAGCUGGAGGUCUCAUGACAAAAGUGUCAGCUGAUGAUUCAGACACUGGUGAAAACGCAGAACUUUCAUAUUCACUGUUAGACAGUUCCAGCUCCAGUGUUCCUAUAACAACUCUGAUAAAUAUAAACUCUUUAAGUGGAGAAAUAUUCAGUUUACAGUCAUUUAAUCACGAAGAAACAAAAAGAUUCCAGUUUCAUGUCAUGGCAACAGACUCUGGUGUUCCUCCUCUGAGCAGCAAUGCGACUGUAAAUGUGUUUAUUCUGGAUGAGAAUGACAACAGUCCAGUUAUUUUACCGCCUUAUUCUGAACCUGGAUCAGUUAAUAGUGAGAACAUUCCCUACUCUGCUGAAGCGGGAUACUUUGUAGCCAAGAUCAGAGCUGUUGAUGCUGACUCUGGAUAUAACGCACUUCUGUCUUAUCAUCUAACUGAACCCAAAGGAACGAAUCUCUUCCGCAUUGGAAGCAGCUCUGGAGAAAUAAAGACUAAGAGACGAAUGAGUGACAAUGACUUAAAAACUCACCCACUUCUCAUCACAGUGUCUGAUAAUGGAGAGCCAUCACUCUCAGCGACUAUGUCCAUGGAUGUUGUAGUCGUUGAGAGUCUGGAUGACAUAAAGACAUCAUUCAGAGAAGUUCCUGUUAAAGAGGAGAGUUUUUCAGAUCUGAAUCUGUAUCUGCUCAUCGCUAUUGUCUCAGUAUCAGUCAUCUUUUUACUGAGUCUGGUGGGUUUGAUAGCAGCUAAAUGCUACAGGACAGACGGCAGUUUCAGCAGGUACAGCGCUCCAGUGAUCAGCACACAUCCAGACGGAAGCUGGUCCUUCUCUAAAUCCACUCAACAGUACGAUGUGUGUUUUAGUUCGGACACAAUAAAGAGUGAUGUAGUCGUUUUCCCCUCGCCGUUUCCGCCAGCAGACGCAGAAUUGAUCAGCAUUAAUGGAGAAGAUACUUUUACGCGCACGCAAACCCUUCCGAGCACUGAGAAGGUAAGACAGUGUUACUUGCUUCUGUAGUGCAUUUCAUUUGUACUUUUACCCAAGAUUUGUAAAAUUAACAUUUGAGAAACAA